This is a messenger RNA of Pelobates fuscus (common spadefoot toad), 2000 nucleotides long. It is a transcript of the gene TFCP2L1, whose product is annotated as transcription factor CP2 like 1. Gene Ontology annotation, biological process: regulation of transcription by RNA polymerase II. Gene Ontology annotation, cellular component: nucleus. The coding region runs from base 308 to 1795 and encodes 495 amino acids. The transcript has 16 exons. Lineage: Eukaryota; Metazoa; Chordata; Amphibia; Anura; Pelobatidae. Gene Ontology annotation, molecular function: RNA polymerase II cis-regulatory region sequence-specific DNA binding; DNA-binding transcription activator activity, RNA polymerase II-specific. The record is from RefSeq and is a predicted model, not a curated record.
AUGCAUAGGGAGAGAGAGGGGAAACCAGGGUUCUGAACAGGAAUAGAUCAAGAGGUUAUAAUACAGGAGCAGGGGGCCUGCACAGAGUGCUAAUACAGGAGCAGGGGGUCUGCACAUAGUGCUAAUACAGGAGCAGGGGGUGCAGAGAGUGCUAAUACAGGAGCAGGGGGUGCAGAGAGUGCUAAUACAGGAGCAGGGGGUGCAGAGCGUGCUAAUACAGGAGCAGGGGGUGCAGAGAGUGCUAAUACAGGAGCAGGGGGUCUGCCUGGAUCUCUUCCACUCUUUGUCCCGGUUACCCCUCCUGAAAAUGCUCUUCUGGCAUUCACAGCCUGAAAACUACAACCAUCAUCAAGCAGGCGGGUUCCUCCGUGACGUCCUUGCGCUGCCGCUGUUUAAACAGGAGGAGAAUCCUCUCUCCACUGAGAACAAUGCCAAAUUGCCUCCAUUCCAGUACGUUCUGUGUGCUGCGACAUCGCCUGCUGUCAAACUGCAUGAGGAGACGCUGACUUAUCUCAACCAAGGACAAUCUUACGAAAUCCGUCUACUAGACAACAGGAAAUUGGGAGAGUUUCCAGACUUGAACUCCAAGUUUGUUAAGAGCAUUAUCAGAGUGGUUUUUCAUGACCGGCGUUUACAGUACACAGAACAUCAGCAGCUGGAAGGCUGGCGAUGGAGCAGACCAGGCGACCGCAUUCUCGAUAUUGACAUCCCAUUGUCUGUUGGUAUUCUGGACCCCAAAUCAAGCACCACUCGGCUGAAUACUGUGGAAUUCCUGUGGGACCCUGCGAAAAGAUCCUCCGCGUUUAUUCAGGUGCACUGCAUCAGCACAGAGUUCACCCCCAGAAAACAUGGCGGCGAGAAGGGUGUCCCAUUUCGGAUUCAGUUUGACACGUUUAAACAGAAUGAAAAUGGUGAAUACACAGAACACCUACACUCAGCAAGCUGUCAGAUUAAAGUCUUCAAGCCCAAGGGGGCAGACAGGAAACAGAAGACAGACCGAGAAAAGAUGGAGAAAAGAACUCCUCAAGAGAAGGAAAAAUAUCAGCCAUCAUACGAUACCACCAUCUUAACUGAGUGCUCUCCUUGGCCAGAUUUGCCAUAUCCACCAAACAACUCCUCCUCCCCGGGGUACAGCAGCUCCCCAAACAGUUUCAGCAUCGGAGAUGGGAACUGCUCUCCAACUCCUCCCAUAGAGCCUCCUCUGCGAAAUAAUAAAAUUGCCAGUGAAUUCCAAAAUGAAACUUGGAAUCAGGAAGAUAAAGGAAAGCUGAUACAAUAUCUUGUGCCUUCUGCUACCAUCCAAGAUGUCCAGCAGUGGUUGCAACGCAACCGAUUUCCUCAAUAUUGCAGAAUGUUCUCAAGUUUUUCUGGUGCCGAUUUGUUAAAGAUGUCUAAAGAAGAUUUUGUCCAAGUGUGUGGACCUGCAGAUGGAAUCCGACUCUUUAAUGCCAUGAAGGCAAGGAAUGUGAGACCACGGCUCACCAUUUAUGUCUGCCAGGAACCUGAACAGAAUAGAGGUCAUCUGCACCACAAACAGGAGCUUGGUGACACCACUAUGUGUGUGUACCACGCCAUAUUUCUGGAAGAACUGACUGCCUUGGAGUUAAUUGAAAAGAUUGCCAGUCUAUACUCCAUCUCACCCCAGCAAAUCCAUCAGGUUUAUAGACAAGGGCCGACUGGGAUCCACGUGGUGGUGAGCUCAGAGAUGGUCCAGAAUUUCCCGGAUGAAUCCUGUUUUCUGAUUAACACACUCAAAGCUGAAGGAAACGGAGGAUAUCACAUCAUUUUAAAGUGAAAAUCUUAACUCCAUAUGGCGUCAAAAACAUCUUUUUUCUGAACAGUGCACACUGCAAGCCGGUAUUACUGGCCACAGAACAAACAAACAUCCAGUUUCAAUGUCCCCCUUUCCAUCUAGAAGCAGAGAACAGAAAUCUGGUUUUGUGUGCCUAUCUAAAGAAGGGAGGUUGCGUUUGAGUGUAUCAGACACAGCAUGUGCUAAA